AUGGUGGACCUGUGCCUUGAAUCUCCAUGCAGCUCAUUCCGCAUGGGAGCUGUAAACGGAGGACCUGUGCCUUCAUUCUCCAUACAGCUCAUUCCGCAUACAUGGGGCAAAUCCCCCCUCUCCCAACCGCUCCAGACAUGGGGCAAAUCACCCCCACCGCUCCAGCCAUGGGGCAAAUCCCCCCUCUCCCACCGCUCCAGACAUUGGGCAAAUCCUCCCUCUCCCACCGCUCCAGACAUGGGGCAAAUCACUCCCACCGCUCAAGACAUGUGGCAAAUCACCCCCUCCGCUCCAGACAUGGGGCAAAUCACCCCUUUCCCACCGCUCCAGACAUGGGGCAAAUCACUCCCACCGCUCAAGACAUGUGGCAAAUCCCACCGCUCCAAGGAUGGGACAAAUUCCCCCUCCCCCACCGUCCCAGACAUGGGGCAAAUCACCCCUCUCCCACCGCUCCAAACAUGGGGCAAAUUCCCCUCCCCCACCGCUCCAGACAAGGAGCAAAUCCCCCCUCCCCCACCGCUCCAGACAUGGGGCAACUCGCCCCUCCCCCGCCGCUCCAGACAUGGGACAAAUGCCCCCCCCCCGCUCCAGACAUGGGGAAAAUCUCCCAACCGCUCCAAACAUGUUGUAAAUCCCCCUCCCCCACCGCUCCAAACAAGGGGAAAAUUUGCCCCCGAUAGUGAAUUUACCCCCAGUGGCUAUUUACAUCCAUAUACAUAUAUUUACCCCCAGAGGGAAAUAUUGUCAUAUAAAUGA
This is a messenger RNA of Mya arenaria, 756 nucleotides long. Its product is annotated as formin-2-like. The coding region runs from base 1 to 756 and encodes 251 amino acids. NCBI's taxonomy places the organism in Eukaryota, Metazoa, Mollusca, Bivalvia, Myida, Myidae. The transcript has 2 exons. The record is from RefSeq and is a predicted model, not a curated record.